This is a messenger RNA of Oldenlandia corymbosa var. corymbosa, 2844 nucleotides long. The record is from the annotation of a GenBank genome assembly. NCBI's taxonomy places the organism in Eukaryota, Viridiplantae, Streptophyta, Magnoliopsida, Gentianales, Rubiaceae.
AUGGCUACACCUGAAGGAAUUUGCAUCCUAGUAGUCAAUGAGGAUAUCUUGUGCUCGACUUUGGUGGCACAAAUGCUACAAAGUUGCACUUAUGAAGUGUUGAUGACUGCUGGGCGACCACUGGAAGCUUUAAGCCUCAUCUGUGGAAAGAAGGAUUCAAUCAAGGUGGUGAUAUCAAACGUUCACAGAGUACAGAGUAUUUGGGCGAGUGACGUGCUCCAUUGUAUCAAGGACACACUCAAUGUCCCCAUUUCUUUUAUAUCACCAGAUGACAACAAGCUUGAGUUGAAAGAUUACACCUUUGGAGCAUAUCUUCUAAAGUCAAUCAACAAUGACAUUACUAAUGUUUUGAGUUCAGCUGUACUCGAAAACGAGCCAGAAGUAAUGAAGGUCGUCGGGUGUCUUUCCCAACCGCCUUCAUCCCCACCACGACAACUUGUUUCUGCUGAAGGAAUUACCGCUCCACUAAAUAGCGGUAACGAAAUUUUUAAUUGCACAAUUACUGCUCCAUCACUGCCGGCAGGCGACCAUACUAUCACUAGUAUGGAAAUUACUGCUUCAACAUCGGGGAACCAAACCACUAGUGAGGCAAUUACUGCUCCAUUGCCUCCAAACAAGGAAACUACUGCACCACCAACAACCAACCAAGUGGAUGGUAGGGAAAUUACCGAUUCAUCGUCGCAAGCUAAGGAGACUACUACACAACCUAGCAAGAAAACUACUAAUCGGAAACCUCGCGGUCGGCCGCCAACUAAUCCAAGUACUAGUAGUCAGAAAAUCACCGCUCCGUCAAGUAAUGACCAAACAGAAAUUAUUGCACCACCACCACCUACUAGCCAAACUACUAGUAGGGAAAUUACCGCGCCAUCAUCCUCUCACCAGAUCCCUGAAAAUGAUGAAGGAAAACCGAAGGCGACAACAAAGCGAAGAAAAGAGAAAGCUCGGAAGAGGAAUAGUGGCGAUGGUGAUGGAAAGCAUGUGGAGAAGAAACCUAGGAAGUACCGUCUUUUCAUGAAAAAAAAUCAAAGGGCAAGAGAAGCAGCUGUAGCUGCUGCCAACAAUGAAGGCUCAAAUCCAGAAAACCAACAACAAGUUGGACAACAAUUACAACUGGCAAAUUUACCAUAUACAUUUGGAAUGUCACAACUUCUGCAUCGCCCUUUAGGCCUCAAUUCUGCAACCGGCUUGAGCAGUAGCAGCAGCAGCAGCAGCCGCCGGGGUUACUGGAAUUCGAGACUAUCGGACAGACAGCCGAGCUGGUUUCAGAGCAGUAGCUGUUCGCCGUUUUCAGCUUCACUGAGACAUGGGCAUAGUAGCCUCAGUACCUUUAAUCCGAUGAUGAGGAGGUCAGUUGGCGCUUGUUUGGGGCUCAGAUUGACAGAUGAUGGAAGAAGCUUAGAAUUUGGAUUUCCAGAUGCUCCACAUAGGAUUGGAAUAGGAAAUGGAUUACCAUCAUCACCCAACCAGAAGUUUGAAAGUGAGGAGAAUCAAAGUCCUAAUCAUCACAUUCAUCCUUCGACAUCUGCUACAGUUCAGCCAGAUGAUCAUUCAUCUCAGAGUCACAAUGCAGAUGAUGCUGACCACAUUUCUAAUCAACCGCUGGAUCAUUCAGUAUCUACCAUUCAUGUGCCACCAAGUAUGAUUCCUCCAGGGCGGCCAUUGAAUUCAUCUCAGGAUCACAAUCCAGAUAGCCAGAACUCAUUCAUCUCAAGAUCUCUCCAGGAUAUGAUGCUAGUGGAUCAUUCAACAUCCCCAUUUCGAGAGCCACGAAGAGCUAUUUCUCAGCUGUCUAAUAAUGCAUCUCAUAAUCCCAUUGCAGACAACAAUAACUUGGUGUUCAAUCAGCCCAUGUCCGCAUAUGCGACAUCCUUUCAAGACACAAUGCUACUCGAUCGGUUAAUAUCUACCAUUCAAGCGCCACCAAGUUCCAUUCCCCUGCAGCCGGAUAGUUAUUACCAGGAUCACAAUGUGAACAGCAAUAUUUUCUUGACCAUGCUUCCAUUCGCAAUAUCCCAACAGAAUACAAUGCAUGUGGGUCAUUUUGCAACAAUGCAGCAACAGAAUCCAAACCCUGUUGGAAAUGAGGAAGAACUUCAUCAUGGACUACUCUCCAGAUUAGGGAAUUACAUCUUACCUCCUCUGCAACAACCAUUUGCAUCCCAAUACGAAAUGGGGAUUCCAUUCUCAUUGAUAAUGUCUGUUCAGAAUACACAGUUGCCAAUCCCUGGAAUGCAACAACCAGCUUCAUUUGGAUUCAAUCCUCCAAUAUAUGGUGAUUCUACAGAAGUUCACACUAUGCCUAUGAAUAACAUUCUUGAUGGCCAGGCACAGAUCACAAUGCCACCUUCCUCAGGGGAUAACAGUAUGGUAGGGUAUCAUUCUGGAUUGCUGUUUUCAGCAUUGGCUUCUGAACAACAAGAAACCAUGGUAACUUCUGCUGGGAGUUCAGUGCAAGGUGCUUCAUUCCAAGAACUGCUUGUUUCAGCAUUGCCUUCUGCUGAACAGCAAAGCAUGACAAACUUUGCCGAAAAUUUAGGACAGGGUGCUUCAUUCCAAGGAUUACUUGCUUCAGCGUUGCCUAAUGCUGAACAAGAAACCUUGGUGAAUUCAGCUGGAAAUCCAAGCAGUGGGGCCUCAAUUCAGGAAACACUUGAAUCAGGAAAUUCAGGAGAGAGUGGUUCAAUUCAGGCAACUUCACCGUCGCCUCAAAGAAUUCUGCUUCAAGAAGUACCAUCAGCUCCAGAAGAACUUCAUAGCUCCUGGAUGGAUGAAAACUAUCCAUUUCUGACUGAGACAGGAAGCCCACCUCGCUUGGAUGAUGCAUUCUUCAAUCAGAAUAGAUAA